Molecule: messenger RNA, 3234 nt
Organism: Prosopis cineraria
Lineage: Eukaryota; Viridiplantae; Streptophyta; Magnoliopsida; Fabales; Fabaceae
Product: NADPH--cytochrome P450 reductase
Exons: 18
Coding region: 368-2446 (692 amino acids)
Cellular component (GO): cytosol
Molecular function (GO): NADPH-hemoprotein reductase activity; FMN binding; flavin adenine dinucleotide binding
Source: RefSeq, a predicted model, not a curated record
GCAAUCGUCAGAUGUCAAUGCCGAGAAACCACAGCUCUUGCGAAAUCUGGCAAGUGGUACCAUUAUUGCUUGGCAUUGACAGGGGACGCUCUGAUAUCUCCCCCAGCAGGAUCAGAAUCGUAUAAAGUGCCCCAAAAUCCAUGGUCAAUCUCUGUUUGGUGGUCCUCCUCGUCCUCUCCACCCCUCUCUAACUCCACCGUCACCAUUUUCUAGGGCUUACUCGACCUCUCUCACUUGCACCGUGCGAGAGAAAGAGCGUGGAGUGAGGCCGGAUCAACGACUAGUACUGGCACUAUAAAUAUUCUGAAUUUGUAUUUGGCAAUAAAUUCAAUCCGGCUUUGGCUUGUUUUGAUCCCCAGCGAUUACGAUGGCUCCGACGUCGGAUUUGGUGCGCACGCUUGAAUCCUUGCUGGGCAUUUCGCUGGGUGAUUCGGUUUCGGAUUCGUUGGUUGUCAUUGUUACAACCUCGGUGGCUCUUAUAAUUGGGCUAUUGGCAUUUGUUUGGAGAAAAUCGUCGGAUCGGAGCAAGGAGGUGAAGCCGGUGCCAGUGCCGAGUUUGUUGUCAGUGAAGGAGGAAGAGGAUGAUGUUGACGUUAACUCCGGGAAGACUAAGGUUACAGUUUUUUUUGGCACCCAGACUGGUACUGCUGAGGGCUUUGCGAAGGCUUUGGGAGAGGAGGUUAAGGCAAGGUAUGAGAAAGCAUCUGUCAAAGUUGUUGACCUGGAUGACUAUGCAGCAGAUGAUGAUCUAUACGGGGAGAAACUUAAGAAAGAGACACUUGCAUUUUUCAUGUUGGCCACCUACGGAGAUGGAGAGCCUACUGACAAUGCUGCAAGAUUUUACAAAUGGUUUAUUGAGGGAAAAGAUGAGCGGGGAGCGUGGCUUCAACAUCUCACAUAUGGUGUUUUUGGCCUUGGUAAUAGGCAAUAUGAGCAUUUUAAUAAGAUAGCUAAGGUCAUUGAUCAAGAAUUUAGUGAACAAGGUGCAAAACGCAUUGUUUCUGUUGGACUAGGUGAUGAUGAUCAAUCUAUUGAAGAUGAUUUUGCAGCUUGGAAGGAAUCUCUCUGGCCUGAGUUGGAUCAAUUGCUCCUAGAUGAGGAUGAUGUGAAUAAUGUCUCUACGCCUUAUACGGCUGCUAUACUGGAAUAUCGAGUAGUGAUUCAUGAUCCCACUGUCACAUCAUGCUAUAAUAAUCAUAUGAACAUGGCAAAUGGGAAUGCUGUGUUCGACAUUCAUCAUCCUUGCAGGGCCAAUGUUGCUGUUAGAAAAGAGCUUCACAAACCUGAGUCCGAUCGUUCUUGCAUACAUCUGGAGUUUGAUAUAUCAGGGACUGGAAUAUCAUAUGAAACUGGAGAUCAUGUGGGUGUUUAUGCUGAAAACUGUGAUGAGACUGUUGAAGAAGCUGGGAGGUUGUUGGAUAAAGAUUUAGAUCUCUUGUUUUCUCUUCACACUGAUAAUGAGGAUGGUACUCCUUUGGGAGGUUCUUUGCCGCCUCCUUUCCCUGGUCCUUGUACACUACGCACUGCAUUGGCUCAUCAUACUGAUCUCUUGAACCCUCCUCGAAAGGCUGCUUUAGUUGCUUUAGCUGCUUAUGCAUCUGAACCUAGUGAAGCUGAGAAAUUAAAGUUCCUAUCAUCUCCUCAGGGAAAGGAUGAGUACUCUAAAUGGGUGGUUGGAAGUCAAAGAAGUCUCCUUGAGGUAAUGGCUGAGUUUCCUUCAGUAAAACUUCCCCUAGGUUUGUUCUUUGCAGCAGUAGCCCCUCGGUUACAGCCUCGUUAUUAUUCAAUUUCAUCAUCUCCUAGGUUUGCACCACAAAGAGUACAUGUAACUUGUGCCUUGGUUCAUGGUCCAACUCCUACUGGCAGAAUCCACAAAGGAGUAUGUUCAACCUGGAUGAAGAAUGCUAUUCCCUUGGAGAAAAGUUCUGACUGUAGCUGGGCUCCUAUUUUUAUAAGGCCAUCAAAUUUCAAGUUACCAACUGAUCAUUCAAUUCCUAUAAUAAUGGUUGGACCUGGUACUGGCCUGGCACCUUUUAGGGGUUUUUUACAGGAAAGAUUGGCCCUCAAAGAGGAUGGUGCUCAACUUGGUCCUGCAUUACUCUUUUUUGGGUGUAGGAAUCGUCGAAUGGAUUUUAUUUAUGAAGAUGAGCUGAAGAAUUUUGUAGCACAAGGUGCUAUAUCAGAGUUGAUUGUUGCAUUCUCUAGGGAGGGACCUGACAAGGAGUAUGUUCAACACAAGAUGAUGGAUAAUGCAGCAGAUCUGUGGGGUCUGAUUUCUCAGGGAGGUUAUCUUUAUGUCUGUGGUGAUGCUAAGGGUAUGGCCAGAGAUGUUCAUAGGACUCUACAUACCAUUGUCCAGCAGCAGGAAAAUGUGGACUCAUCCAAGGCAGAGGCGAUAGUGAAAAAACUCCAAAUGGAUGGACGAUACCUUAGAGAUGUUUGGUGAUUUUUCUGAUUGUUUGUUGGUUGGGAACAAGUGUGGUAUCCUUGUUACCGUAAAGUAGUAAGGAGUUUUAGGAUGCUGAUGGUGGAGACCGAAAAGGGUUUUCUUGAGAAAAUGAAAUGAUUUUCUGGACCUGCCUCUUUAUGUUGAGAAAAUUAAUCAUUUUGAUUUUGUUACGACUCAUUCUUUAAACUUUAACUUCUCAUAACUUGGUUUUUAUAAUUUUAAAUCGGUUAUAAUUUAGUCCAUGAAUUUUGACUUGGUGUAACUCAGUCCUUAUAGUUUUAAACAUUUAAAUGUUGGUCCUUUUAUUUUAGCAAAAAAAUUGAAAAUAUUAAAAUUAUUUUAGAAUUUUAAUCUUUUAUAAUUAUAAAAUUAAUAUUUAUAAUUUUUUUAAAAUAUAAGAAUUAAUAUUUAAAAUUAUUAAAUUAUAAGGACUGAGUGACAAUGAAUUAAAGUUCGAGAAUUGAGUUGUAACCGAAUUAAAAUUAUAAAAAUUGAGUUAUAAUGAGUCAUAGUUGAGAGAUUGAGUUAUGAUUAAAUUAAAAAUUUAAAGAUUAAAUGAUUAAUUUUUUUUAAUAUUUUUUUCAUUCUAUAUUGUUGUGAUAGAUUAGACCUCUUCUGAGCUAGGGUUGACCGUAAGGGGGACUGAAUGAUAGGUAAUCUCGAGUCGGCAAACACAGGUUGCAAGAGCUAUGAAUAAUUGUUAGAUUGGCGAAACUAGUUGAUAAAGCUUGUGUAUAUUAUUGUACUGUCUCUCAUAAAGUAAUGUUAUAUUCUUUUUAUCUCAA